Oreochromis niloticus (Nile tilapia) is the source of this 1504-nucleotide messenger RNA. RefSeq names its product inosine-uridine preferring nucleoside hydrolase. Gene Ontology annotation, molecular function: hydrolase activity, hydrolyzing N-glycosyl compounds. Lineage: Eukaryota; Metazoa; Chordata; Actinopteri; Cichliformes; Cichlidae. The transcript is spliced from 7 exons. Bases 200 to 1324 code for a protein of 374 amino acids. The record is from RefSeq and is a predicted model, not a curated record.
UAAAUUUGUAGACUCAGAGACACAGCCGUCGAUAAAUUUAUUAUUUGUAGUAAUUAUUAAUCUCUAAAUGCAUUAAUUUAAAAAAUAUUAUCUUAUAUGUAGUUACAUUAAUAUAUAUGUAUGCGGUUACCAGUGCCAUUGACCGCAGUCAGUGCCAUGCCCUGUACUCAUACCAGUUAGAAAGACUGAGGAAAGAAAAAUGGAAGAGAAUAAGACAAGACAGUGUGACAGAGGGGACACGGCUAUAAGUGAGAGACCGGAAAUGUGUCCCUCUGCGGCUCACGAAUUGCUCGAGCGGCUGCGGUGGCUCUUUGAAGCUCACGCACGCAGACCUAAGGAGACCAUGGAAAAGAAGCUGAUGAUCAUCGACACCGAUUGCGGCAUAGAUGAUGCUCAGGCAAUAAUGAUGGCGUUGGCGGCGCCUAACAUCCACAUCCUGGGCGUCACCUGCGUGUUUGGGAACACGGCGGUCGACAACGUGUGUCAGAACGUUUUGAGGGUGCUCUCAGUCUGUGAGCGCAACGGGAUUCCAGUGUUUCGAGGUUCUGCUGGCCCUCUGGUUGGAGCAGGAAACUCAGCCACUGACCACUUUGGAGGUGAUGGACUCGGAGAUGUGAUAAAGGAGAAAGAUCCUCGUUGGGAGGAGAAAAUCCAAAAGGAGCAUGCAGUUAGCGCAAUGAUAAGACUGGUGUCCGAAAACCAGAACCAGGUCUCCUUGGUGGCUCUCGGCCCGCUCACUAAUCUGGCGCUGGCGGUCAGACUCGACCCCCAUUUUCCCCAAAAGCUCAGGGACCUGUACAUCAUGGGCGGCAACAUGGAAGGAAAAGGAAACAUGACUCUGUGUGCAGAGUUUAACUUCGCCAUGGAUCCAGAGUCGGCCUAUAUUGUUCUUGAGGAGUUCCUCUGUCCUACCUACCUGGCAUCGUGGGAAUAUGCGUGCAGAAACGCACUGGCGUGGGAGUUCCUUGAGGAGCUCGUCAAUCAGGACACUCCGGCUGCACGCUUCAUGAAGAUGAUAACGUCUAAAUGCUGGGCUUAUUCCAGAGAGGCCAUGAUGACUAAGAGAGACGUGUACUUUGGGCCGGGCUUUGUCUCCUAUGAUUCCUACGCCAUGGCGGCCUGCAUCGACCGCAGCGUGGUGACGGAGAGCAUCGAGUGUCCCGUCCGCGUGGAGCUCCAGGGCUCCAUUGCUCGAGGCAUGUUGGCGCUGGAUCGCACAAAUCAGCUGAAGAAGAGCCACAGCGUGUUUGUGUUGACUAAAUGUGACACAGCCAAGUUCAGCGAGCUUCUGAAGGAGUCCCUCAGACAGCCCUGCAAGAAGUAAAGUCUGGAUUUCAUUCAUUUAACUGCUGCAUCCCUUUGACCUUUUACUGACAUCAUUUUAUAGCCACAAAUGAUGUCAGGGAAGAUGGUUAUUACUAUAAUAUUCCCACCUGACCCAUCACAAUAAGCUGGAUUGUUUGGAAUGUUUUAUUCAAUAAAGCAAUGCAACGUUUUACUGUUA